This is a messenger RNA of Plasmodium vinckei vinckei, 1872 nucleotides long. RefSeq names its product phosphatidylinositol-4-phosphate 5-kinase, putative. Bases 1 to 1872 code for a protein of 623 amino acids. The transcript has a single exon. The record is from RefSeq and is a predicted model, not a curated record. Lineage: Eukaryota; Apicomplexa; Aconoidasida; Haemosporida; Plasmodiidae.
AUGGGAAAUAAAUGCAGCUGUAUAGAAAUUAGUAAUGAAAAAUAUAAGUGUCUACAAGAUGAUGAAUAUUUGAAAACUCAUGGACUUCAAUCGAUGGGUUUAGAAGGAAUAGAAACAAAUAUAGCAGAAGAAAACGAAGAAGAUAAUUAUUUUUAUCGGUAUGAAAGUAAAAAAAGUAUAACAGAUCAUGGAGAAGAAUUAAAGCAAAAUGAAUCAACAGAUUGCAUAGUUAAUGUAAAAAGAAUAUUAAAUUAUAUAAAAGAAUAUGAGCCCGAUUUUUUAUUAUUUUUUAAUGAAAAAAAUUCAACAAGUUUAAUUUUUUUAAAAUAUAUAAUUAUGAAUUAUAGUACAUAUAUUAUGUAUAUAGAUACAGGUGUAAUUUAUAUUGGUGAAAUAAAUGAAAACAAUGAAAAAAAUGGUUUAGGAAUUAUUAUAACACCUGAUCAGUGUAUAUAUAUAGGUGAAUUUGAAGAUGAUAAAAUAACUGGGUUUGGAUUAUAUAUACAUUAUUCUAAAAGUAAAUAUAUAGGAUAUUGGAAAAAUGGAAAAGCAAAUAGUUAUGGAAUAUUUAUACACCCUGAUGGAACAUUUUAUAAAGGCCUUUGGUUAAAUGAUAAGCAAAAUAAAAAAGGUAUAGAAUAUGUUAAUAAUAAUUAUAUAUUUUUAGGAAAUUAUAUUAAAGGAGAAAAAAAUGGGUUUGGAGCUUUUAUAUGGAAAAAUGAAUCGAUCUAUAUAGGGCAUAUAAAAAAUAAUUUUUUUAGUAAAAGAGGUAUAUAUUUUUUAAAUAAAAAUAAAAUAUAUAUAAGUAAAUGGAAAUAUAAUUGUUUACAUGGAAAAUGUGAAAUAUUCUGGUUAGACAAAAGACAAUAUCUAGGUAACCACAACAACAACAAUAAACAAGGGAUAGGAAUAUACAAAUGGAAUGAUGGACGGAUUUAUUUUGGAAAUUGGAAUAAUAAUAAACAACAUGGACAUGGUAUAUUUAUUAUAAUAAAACAUUUUAAAAAUUAUGAAAACUAUAUAAAUAAUCCUUUUUUCCUUUUUUUUAAAUGUACACAAAAAAUAAAAAAAUAUUUUUUAUUAAAUAUUAAAAAAGAGGAAUUUUUACAUACUGGACAAAUUAAUCAACUAUUACAAAAAAUUGAAAAUAAUUGCCAUAAUUAUAAUUUUUAUUAUUUUUUACUUACAUUAUUACAUAUUAAUUAUUAUGAGUUAUGCUCAUCCUAUUUUGAAUUUCUUAGGAUAAAAAAAUUAAACAAUUUUAAGUACAAUUUUGAAUUUUACAAAAAAAUAAAUACACAUAUAUCUUCUGCAACCAAUGAAUAUAUAAUUGAAAAUCUGUCUGGACAAAAUACCCAAAUUUCUAAUUCUUUCUUUUGGUUAAGCCCUGAAGAUAAAUUAAAUAAAGAUGAGUUAAAAAAUAAACAAAAAAAAAACAUAAAAAAUGUAGAAAAUAUAAAACAAGUUCGAGUUGUUUCCAAUUUAGAAAAUGCUAAAUACACACAUGAUGAGGAAAACAAAAUAACUGUUCCUUUACAUUAUGAACAAAAUGAUAAUAAUUUUGAAGAUAUUGAAAAUUUAAAAAAUUAUUUAAAUUUAAUAAAUUUAAGCUAUAUAAAUGAAAAUGAUAUAAAUAUACAACAUCCAUUAUUUUCUUAUGCAUCAAAUAAUAUUAUUAUUAAAUUGGGAAAAUGGAAAAAUGGUGAAUUACAAAACUGGAUCUAUUCUACUGAAAAUGGUAUGACUAAUGAAAAUACUCAAAUAAAUGCUGACCAAAUUAUGGAAUAUAGUGAAGAAAUGAUAGACAAUAAUAUAAAAGAAAAAAUCAAAAAAAAAAAAAAAAAAAAAAAAAUCAGACAUACUUUUCCAUAA